This is a messenger RNA of Coregonus sp. 'balchen', 22245 nucleotides long. The record is from the annotation of a GenBank genome assembly. NCBI's taxonomy places the organism in Eukaryota, Metazoa, Chordata, Actinopteri, Salmoniformes, Salmonidae.
UGGUGCAUUCUCAGAGGUGGUCAUGGCCAGGGAGAAGGCCACAGGGAAGAUGGUUGCAGUGAAGUGCAUCCCUAAGAAAGCACUGAAGGGGAAGGAGACCAGCAUUGAGAAUGAAAUUGCCGUGCUUAGGAAGUAGGUACCAUGGGCCCUGAGGGGGAUCUAGGGGGGGAACCAUAUGCCCAUGUCUGCACAGGCGCAAACUCCAUGCUGUUGCUAUGCUGACACAAAUCUCUCUCUCCUUUCCUGUCUGCCUUCAACUCUUAUCUAUUUAUUAAAUAUAAAAACUGUAGUUACCAUAACACUGGACUUCACUAUGGGGAUCUUAAUGAAGGAAACCCAACCCUCCUAAGAUGACACCAUGCCUUUAUAAAAGAUCAUCAAUGUAUAUCAUCUCCAAGGUGGAAUCAAAUCUUGGACCUCUCCUCCAUAUCUGGCCUAUCAGCCGCUGAAAAUUAGGGCUGAAGUUGUGAUACCAAUACAGCACAAUUCUACCUUGUUUAUUUAGCAGUCAUUGAUAUUCAAAGCAACUUACAUGUUGAAUCUCAUACUGUACAUGCACUCUGUCAGUCUAUAGAGUCCACAUGACAGGCCCGUCAUGCAAGCUAGAUCUACUCAGGGUUUUCUUAAGCUAGCCAGCUUCAGUUAGCGUCACAUUCUAGCUCGGGCGUCAUCCGUCUUACGACAGUGGAUAUUGCUCGUCCGCCUGCCGCUAACUCUCGCAGGCUUGUAACUGCGUGUGCGUGUCGAACGCCAAACUCUUCAUUGAGACAAUGCUGAAACAUCAAUCCAUGGGCGAUUCAGUGCCACGUUAUCAUUUGUGCCGAUAUCAAAAUGAGAAAAAAGUGAUCUUGCAAAUUCAGCAGGCUAUGGUGUGAAAUAGGAUUUUAGAAGUAUAGAAUAUCUUUAUGUUAUUACUUGUGCGUCUUUAUUUUAUUACUUAUUGUUGAUGCCGCCUUUGGUGUGUUUAUCAAAUCACAAGCACCUUUUUCCCCACUGGGUUAUCCAGAGUUUAACUCAGUUGACCAAAGUUACCUCGUUAACUUCUCAAACCAGGUACAUAGUAUAGGUAUGGAGCCAAAUACCUGCCAAAAGGUUGAACGUAUGUAUCGUUAGGAUAGUAAGAAAAUCCAUACGUAAAUUGUUAGGAUCGUAAGAAAAGCCAUGCGUGAAACAUGAAAUGUAAACGUUAAAAUAGAUCUGUAAACGUACAUAUGUAACUAUGUUACGACCUAUUAAUUAAUAUUUCCACAUUCAAUUCUUACUUUACGUCUCCCUUUACUCAGUUACAGAUGAUAUUUAUGCGUACAAACUUUUGUCAGUAAUGUGACAUCUGUAAAGGACAUGAACCGAACGUAGCUAGUCGAAGUUAGCUAGUCAAUCAAGCAACUCUAGCACAGACGUUAGAGUUGCUUUGCAGCUUCCGGUUUAAUUUCCAAAAUGUUUUUUUAACAUAGGGUUUGUACGUUUACAGAUCUAUUUUAACGUUUACAUUUCAUGUUUCACGCAUUCAAUAAUGACGUUAUACCCGUAGAUGACGCAGUAUAGGCUUGGGCCUUCAGGAAAUGACUUGUGUGAGAAUGAUAAAGACAGAAGAGCCUUGUCUAGAACAACCACCUGAGCUGCAACAUAGAAAGUGUCUGACAACAUGUUGCUAAUCAUGCUGUGGAGGACAAGGAGAUCCGCUGACACUGUACUUUGAUUAUAAAGGUUUAUUCAUAACAAAGGAUUUCAGCGUCGAUUUACAGAUACCUGCAGGCAUCUGGAGAACAGUGGACCCAAAAUAAUAUGUUGUUCUGACCUCCUUUGUCUUCACCAAGUAUUUAUAAUCUUUACCAAGAUAGGGGUGGUUUCCCCUACAGACCAAUCCCAUCACUCCACACAACAGACUUCCUCUGUUUUAGGGUACUCCUAUAGAACUGCUCUCCAGAUGUCUCCCUGGGCCAAAUCAACAUUCUCUAAGCUACCAUUUGCAAACACUAACAACGUCAUAAAUUCCUUAGAUACCACACUAUCAUUUGCAAACGCCCACAAAGUCACAAAUUCCUUAGAUACCUCAUUACCAUUUGCAAAGCUAACAAAGUCAUAAAUUCCUUAGAUACCACAAAAGUAAAUAUGAUUUAGGACUAUUCCGCUAUCUAAAUAUGCCAUGCUGUUGUGUGUUAUUUAACGGCCAUAUAAUUGCAGAAUUUAUUUUUAUAGCCACGUGAGGCUGCUGUGGUGGUCAUGUAACCUAAUGAAUCACACUUUUUCCAGUAUUUGGGAGCACGGACUGUAGGCCUUAUAUUAGGCAUUUGGACUGUUUUAUUAAUGAAUUCCACGCUGUAUGUAGGCUUGUUAUAGCCAUUUGUGUUGCACAACCCCAUCACGCAGAGGCUAUAUCCAUUUCAAUAAAUGAGACAAAACUAAAUAUUGAUUAAUUCUUAGUUAUAACUUGACCUGAGCCAAAUAGCCAAGGGGUCCCAAAUGUUCUAGACUAUCUAUAGCCUAUUCAUAUUGCCAGAUCUGUUUUCCCUAUCAGCCACUGCAUGUGCUUCUUCAACUAUUUUGUUUAACAUUUAUUUAGAGGCUAUAUUUAAAGGCCUGUGAGCUAGGGAGCUCUUUUUAAGGGGAGGCCUAUAAUAAAAACAGUUAUAAAACACAAAUAGAGUUCUAAAAUUAUUCCGCAAGUCACCAGUACCCAAAAUGAUAUCCUAAAUUGCAAUGCCUACAAGUUGAAGGCCAAUUUUUUUAUUUGGAUAUGCCUAAUUUUAACAUUGAAUUAUUAAAGUGAUAGGCUAAACAACUUUGGAGAAUUUAGAUAAUUUUGAAUACACAUGAAUUUUCGAUAAGACUGUUCUAUUCUCUUUGAUUUAGUUCCUAUUGCAACUCAGACAAAUGACUGAAUGGAUGACAUACUGACUGACUGAACUGACAUGAAGGAUGAAUUAAAUGUUCAAGUAUGUUGGAAUGACGAGUUGCACGCAUCAUGCAUGCUCUGCACUUUAUUUGGUUAGUAGGCAAAUAGGCCUACAUUAGGGUAUAAUGACUCUAUGGCUGCAUGCCUCCAGAAGGGCAUCUUCUGAGGCUGAGGGGUGCUUUUCCCAAGGCGCAUGGUGCUGCAUGGAGAUCACAAGCUCUUCAACUGGACAGCAGUGUCGCCGUGGAGGUAGUAGCCUAUACGGAGACUACCUAAGACCACUGCAAAAGAGUGGUCAUACAUAAUUCAUAGAUUCACCAAACAUCUAUUAUUAUUCUAUGUCUCAUUAUUCCUGGUAUAUACUACUGGUUGUGGUUGCAAACAGAGCCUAGAGAAUGGGAUGGUGCAAUAUUGAAUUAGGCAUAUUUUGAUAAGGUGCAUGCAUGGGGAUGUCCACGUCACCCAGAGAUAUGCCCAUGCUGUAGAGAUACACCUAGCGGACUGAAACUUCACUGUUGUAGGCAUAAUACAGCUAGUGCUAUCUAGACCUGCGCUGGCAAACAAAUCCAUUACGUUAGCUACCUAAAUGUGCAGUAAACUCAACAGGAGUAAUAGAGAAUGGAGACUUUUAACUUGAAAGCAUGCAGGAUACCUCUUUCCGGUCUUCCUGACUUCAAAUUGUUUUUAUACUGCGUUAUACUUGUUCGAGUAGUACUCCUCACAGACCGUUGGUGUACGUUUUUUUGUUGUUGGUGAGAUGUACAAUAAUACCUUUUAGAGUUUCAUCAGAAUUGCAACACAAGAUUUGUUCAAGCCUAAAAGGUUAGUCUGUAAUUGUAACAUGGUGUUUGUAUGUUCACAGAUGAAAUUUCACGUUUGCGUUCAUGUUUCACGCAUGGCUUUUCUUAUGAUCCUAACAAUUUACGUAUGGAUUUUCUUACCAUCCUAACGAUACGUACGUUCAACCUUUUGGCAGGAAUCUGGCUCCAUACAGUGGGGGGAAAAAGUAUUUAGUCAGCCACCAAUUGUGCAAGUUCUCCCACUUAAAAAGAUGAGAGAGGCCUGUAACUUUCAUCAUAGGUACACGUCAACUAUGACAGACAAAUUGCGAUUUUUUUUUCUCCAGAAAAUCAUAUUGUAGGAUUUUUAAUGAAUUUAUUUGCAAAUUAUGGUGGAAAAUAAGUAUUUGGUCACCUACAAACAAGCAAGAUUUCUGGCUCUCACAGACCUGUAACUUCUUCUUUAAGAGGCUCCUCUGUCCUCCACUCGUUACCUGUAUUAAUGGCACCUGUUUGAACUUGUUAUCAGUAUAAAAGACACCUGUCCACAACCUCAGUCACACUCCAAACUCCACUAUGGCCAAGACCAAAGAGCUGUCAAAGGACACCAGAAACAAAAUUGUAGACCUGCACCAGGCUGGGAAGGCUGAAUCUGCAAUAGGUAAGCAGCUUGGUUUGAAGAAAUCAACUGUGGGAGCAAUUAUUAGGAAAUGGAAGACAUACAAGACCACUGAUAAUCUCCCUUGAUCUGGGGCUCCACGCAAGAUCUCACCCCGUGGGGUCAAAAUGAUCACAAGAACGGUGAGCAAAAAUCCCAUAACCACACGGGGGGACCUAGUGAAUGACCUGCAGAGAGCUGGGACCAAAGUAACAAAGCCUACCAUCAGUAACACACUACGCCGCCAGGGACUCAAAUCCUGCAGUGCCAGACGUGUCCCCCUGCUUAAGCCAGUACAUGUCCAGGCCCGUCUGAAGUUUGCUAGAGUGCAUUUGGAUGAUCCAGAAGAGGAUUGGGAGAAGGUCAUAUGGUCAGAUAAAACCAAAAUAGAACUUUUUGGUAAAAACUCAACUCGUCGUGUUUGGAGGACAAAGAAUGCUGAGUUGCAUCCAAAGAACACCAUACCUACUGUGAAGCAUGGGGGUGGAAACAUCAUGCUUUGGGGCUGUUUUUCUGCAAAGGGACCAGGACGACUGAUCCGUGUAAAGGAAAGAAUAAUGGGGCCAUGUAUCGUGAGAUUUUGAGAGAAAACCUCCUUCCAUCAGCAAGGGCAUUGAAGAUGAAACGUGGCUGGGUCUUUCAGCAUGACAAUGAUCCCAAACACACCGCCCGGGCAACGAAGGAGUGGCUUCGUAAGAAGCAUUUCAAGGUCCUGGAGUGGCCUAGCCAGUCUCCAGAUCUCAACCCCAUAAAAAGUAUUUGGAGGGAGUUGAAAGUCUGUGUUGCCCAGCGACAGCCCCAAAACAUCACUGCUCUAGAGGAGAUCUGCAUGGAGGAAUGGGCCAAAAUACCAGCAACAGUGUGUGAAAACCUUGUGAAGACUUACAGAAAACGUUUGACCUGUGUCAUUGCCAACAAAGGGUAUACAACAAAGUAUUGAGAAACUUUUGUUAUUGACCAAAAUUGACUUAUUUUCCACCAUAAUUUGCAAAUAAAUUCAUUAAAAAUCCUACAAUGUUAUUUUCUGGAUUUUUUUUCUGAAGAGAUGAGUCUUCAGUAAACUUAAAGGUCGAGACCGAGUCUGCGUCUCUCAAAUGGAUAGGCAGACCAUUCCAUAAAAAUUGAACUCUAUAGGAGAAAGCACUGCCUCCAGCUGUUUGCUUAGAAAUUCUAGGGACGAUAAGGAGGCCUGCGUCUUGUGACCGUAGCGUACGUGUAGGUAUGUACGGCAGGACCAAAUCGUAGAAUUAGGUAGGAGCAAGCCCAUGUAAUGCUUUGUAGGUUAGCAGUAAAACCUUAAUCAGCCCUAGCCUUAACAGGAAGCCAGAGGCUAGCACUGGAGUAAUGUGAUCAAAUUGUUUGGUUCUAGUCAAGAUUCUAAGAGCCGUGUUUAGCACUAACUGAAGUUUAUUUAGUGCUUUAUUCGGGUAGCCGGAGAGUAGAGCAUUGCAGAAGAUCUCUUUGUUUCUUGGGACCUAGAACUAGCAUCUCUGUUUUGUCCGAGUUUAAAAGUAAAACAUUUGCUGCCAUCCACUUCCUUAUGUCUGAAACACAGGCUUCCAGGGUAGGCAAUUUUGGGGCUUCACCAUGUUUCAUCGAAAUGUACAGCUGCGUGUCGUCCACAUAGCAAUGAAAGUUAACAUUGUGUUUCCGAAUGACAUCACCAAGAGGUACAAUAUAUAGUGAAAACAAUAGUGGUCCUAAAACGGAACCUUGAGGAACACCUAAACUUACAAUUAAUUUGUCAGAGGACAAACCAUCCACAGCGACUAACUGAUAUUUUUCCGACAGAUAAGAUCUAAACCAGGCAAGAACUUGUCCGUGUAGACCAAUUAUUAAGGUUUCCAAUCUCUCCAAAAGAAUAUGGUGAUCGAUGGUGUCAAAAGCAGCACUAAGGUCUAGGAGCACGAGGACAGAGCCUUGGUCUGACGCUAUUAAAAGGUCAGUGCUAUGAUGGGGUCUAAAGCCAGACUGAAGCAUUUCGUAUACAUUAUUUGUCUUCAGAAAGGCAGUGAGUUGCUGCACAACAGCUUUUUCUUAAAAAAUUGAAGAAUGGGAGAUUCGAUAUAGGCUGAUUUUGAGUCAAGGUUUGGCUUUUUUAAGAGAGGCUUUAUUACUGCUACUUUUAGUGAGUUUGGUACACAUCCAGUGGAUAGGGAGUCAUUUAUUAUGUUUAACAUAGGAGGGCCAAGCACAGGAAGUAGCUCUUUCAGUAGUUUAGUUGGAAUAGGGUCCAGUAUGCAGCUUGGAGGUUUAGAGGCCAUGAAUGUGUCAAGAGAUAUAGGAUUAAAAGACUUGAGUGUCUCCAUUGAUCCUAGGUCCUGGCAGUUUUGUGCAGACUCAGGACAGCUGCGCUUUGGAGAAAUACGCAGAUUCAAAAGGAGUCCAUAAUUUGCUUUCUCAUGAUCUUUUCGUCAAAGAAGUUCAUGAAUUCAUCACUGCUGAAGUGAAAGGCAUCCUCUUUUGGGGAAUGCUGCUUUUUAGUUAGCUUUGCGACAGUAUCAAAUAGAAAUGUUGGAUUGUUCUUAUUCUCCUCAAUUAGAUUGGAAAAAUAGGAUGAUCGAGCAGCAGUGAGGGCUCUUUGAUAUUGCACUGUACUUUCUUUCCAAGCUAGUAGGAAGACUUCCAGUUUGGUGGAGCGCCAUUUCCGUUCCAAUUUUCUGGAAGCAUGCUUCAGGGCUCGGGUAUUUUCUGUAUACCAGGGAGCUAAUUUCUUGUGAGAAAUGUUUUUAGGGGUGCGACUGCAUCUAGGGUAUUACGCAAGGUUAAAUUUAGAUCCUCAGUUAGGUCGUUAACUGAUUUUUGUACUCUGACGUCCUUGAGUAGGUGGAGGGAGUCUGGAAGGGCCUCUAGGAAUCUUUGGGUUGUCUGAGAAUUUAUAGCAUGGCUUUUGAUGGUCCUUGGUUGGGGUCUGAGCAGAUUAUUUGUUGCGAUUGCAAACGUAAUAAGAUGGUGGUCCGAUUAGUCCAGGGUUAUGAGGAAAAACAUUUAGAUCCACAAUAUUUAUUCCACGGGACAAAACUAGAUCCAAGGUAUGACUGUGGUAAUGAGUAGGUCCGGAGACAUGUUGGACAAAACCCACUGAGUCGAUGAUGGCUCCAAAAGUCUUUUGGAGUGGGUCUGUGGACCUUUCCAUGUGAAUAUUAAUGUCACCAAAAAUGAGAAUAUUAUGUGCCAUGACUACAAGGUCCGAUAGGAAUUCAGGUAACUCCGUGAGGAACUCUGUAUACGGCCCAGGAGGCCUGUAAACAGUAGCUAUAAAAAGUGAUUGAGUAGGCUGCAUAGAUUUCAUGACUAGUUGCUCAAAAGACAAAAACGCAGUCAUUUUCAAAUCAAAUCAAAUCAAAUCAAAUUUUAUUGGUCACAUGCGCCGAAUACAACAGGUGCAGACAUUACAGUGAAAUGCUUACUUACAGCCCUUAACCAACAGUGCAUUUAUUUUAAACAAAAAAGUAAGAAUAAAACAACAACAAAAAAGUGUUGAGAAAAAAAGAGCAGAAGUGAAAUAAAGUGACAGUAGGGAGGCUAUAUAUACAGUAAAAUAAAGUGACAGUAGGGAGGCUAUAUAUACAGGGGGGUACCGUUGCAUAGUCAAUGUGCGGGGGCACCGGCUAGUUGAGGUAGUUGAGGUAAUAUGUACAUGUGGGUAGAGUUAAAGUGACUAUGCAUAAAUACUUAACAGAGUAGCAGCAGCGUAAAAAGGAUGGGGUGGGGGGGCAGUGCAAAUAGUCCGGGUAGCCAUGAUUAGCUGUUCAGGAGUCUUAUGGCUUGGGGGUAGAAGCUGUUGAGAAGUCUUUUGGACCUAGACUUGGCACUCCGGUACCGCUUGCCGUGCGGUAGCAGAGAGAACAGUCUAUGACUAGGGUGGCUGGAGUCUUUGACAAUUUUGAGGGCCUUCCUCUGACACCGCCUGGUAUAGAGGUCUUGGAUGGCAGGGAGCUUUGCCCCAGUGAUGUACUGGGCCGUACGCACUACCCUCUGUAGUGCCUUGCGGUCAGAGGCCAAGCAGUUGCCAUACCAGGCGGUGAUGCAACCAGUCAGGAUGCUCUCGAUGGUGCAGCUGUAGAAUUUUUUGAGGAUCUGAGGACCCAUGCCAAAUCUUUUUAGUCUCCUGAGGGGGAAUAGGCUUUGUCGUGCCCUCUUCACGACUGUCUUGGUGUGUUUGGACCAUGAUAGUUCGUUGGUGAUGUGGACACCAAGGAACUUGAAGCUCUCAACCUGUUCCACUACAGCCCCGUCGAUGAAAAUGGGGGCGUGCUCAGUCCUCUUUUUUUUCCUGUAGUCCACAAUCAUCUCCUUUGUCUUGGUCACGUUGAGGGAGAGGUUGUUGUCCUGGCACCACACGGCCAGAUCUCUGACCUCCUCCCUAUAGGCUGUCUCAUCGUUGUCGGUGAUCAGGCCUACCACUGUUGUGUCGUCGGCAAACUUAAUGAUGGUGUUGGAGUCGUGCCUGGCCAUGCAGUCAUGGGUGAACAGAGAGUACAGGAGGGGACUGAGCACGCACCCCUGAGGGGCCCCCGUGUUGAGGAUCAGUGUGGCAGAUGUGUUGUUACCUACCCUUACCACCUGGGGCCGGCCCGUCAGGAAGUCCAGGAUCCAGUUGCAGAGGGAGGUGUUUAGUCCCAGGAUCCUUAGCUUAGUGAUGAGCUUAGAGGGCACUAUGGUGUUGAAUGCUGAGCUGUAGUCAAUGAAUAGCAUUCUCACGUAGGUGUUCCUCUUGUCCAGGUGGGAAAGGGCAGUGUGGAGUGCGAUAGAGAUUGCAUCAUCUGUGGAUCUGUUGGGGCGGUAUGCAAAUUGGAGUGGGUCUAGGGUUUCUGGGAUUAUGCUGUUGAUGUGAGCCAUGACCAGUCUUUCAAAGCACUUCAUGGCUACAGACGUCAGUGCUACGGGUCGGUAGUCAUUUAGGCAGGUUAUCUUAGAGUUCUUGGGCACGGGGACUAUGGUGGUCUGCUUGAAACAUGUUGGUAUUACAGACUCAGUCAGGGACAUGUUGAAAAUGUCAGUGAAGACACUUGCCAGUUGGUCAGCACAUGCUCGGAGUACACGUCCUGGUAAUCCGUCUGGCCCUGCGGCCUUGUGAAUGUUGACCUGCUUAAAAGUCUUACUCACAUCGGCUACGGAGAGCGUGAUCACAUAGUCGUCCGGAACAGCUGGUGCUCUCAUGCAUGCUUCAGUGUUGCUUGCCUCGAAGCGAGCAUAGAAGUGGUUUAGCUCGUCUGGUAGGCUUGUGUCACUGGGCAGCUCGCGGCUGUGCUUCCCUUUGUAGUCUGUAAUAGUUUUCAAGCCCUGCCACAUCCGACGAGCGUCAGAGCCAGUGUAGUAUGAUUCAAUCUUAGACCUGUAUUGACUCUUUGCCUGUUUGAUGGUUCGUCGGAGGUCAUAGCGGGAUUUCUUAUAAGCGUCCGGGUUAGAGUCCCGUUCCUUGAAAGCGGCAGCUCUACCCUUUAGCUCAGUGCGGAUGUUUCCUGUAAUCCAUGGCUUCUGGUUGGGGUAUGUACGUACGGUCACUGUGGGGACGACAUCAUCGAUGCACUUAUUGAUGAAGCCAGUGACUGAUGUGGUGUACUCCUCAAUGCUGUCUGAAGAAUCCAUGUUCCAGUCUGUGCUAGCAAAACAGUCCUGUAGCUUAGCAUCUGCGUCAUCUGACCACUUUUUUAUUAGCCGAAUAUUUGGGGGGUAAAUUGACAUUUGCUAUCGUAAAUGUUAGCAACACCUCCGCCUUUGCGGGAUGCGCGGGGGAUAUGGUCACUAGUGUAACCAGGAGGAGAGGCUUCAUUUAACACAGUACAUACAUCAGGCUGAAGCCAUGUUUCAGUCAGGCCAAUCACAUCAAGAUUAUUAUGAUCAGUGAUUAGUUCAUUGACCAUAACUGCCUUGGAAGUGAGGGAUCUAACAUUAAGUAGCCCUAUUUUGAGAUGUGAGCUAUCACAAUCUCUUUCAAUAUUGACAGGAUUGGAGGAGGUCUUUAUUCCAGUGAGAUUGCUAAGGCAAACACCGCCAUGUUUAGUUUUGCUCAACCUAGAUCGAGGCACAGACACGGUCUCAAUGGGGAUAGCUGAGCUGACUACACUGACUCCACUAAGCUAGCAGGCUGGCUAACAGCCUGCUGCCUGGCCUGCACCCUAUCCCAUUGUGGAGCUAGAGGAGUUAGAGCCCUGUCUAUGUUGGUAGAUAAGAUGAGAGCACCCCUCCAGCUAGGAUGGAGUCCGUCACUCCUCAGCAGGCCAGGCUUGGUCCUGUUUGUGGGUGAGUCCCAGAAAGAGGGCCAAUUAUCUACAAAUCCUAUAUUUUGGGAGGGGCAGAAAACAGUUUUCAACCAGCGAUUGAGUUGUGAGACUGCUGUAGAGCUCAUCACUCGCCCUAACAGGGAGGGGGCAAGAGACAAUUACUCGAUGCCGACACAUCUUUCUAGCUAAUUUACACGCUGAAGCUAUGUUGCUCUUGGUGACCUCUGACUGUUUCAUCCUAACGUCUUUGGUGCCGACUUGGAUAACAAUAUCCCUGGGCAGAGUGGGUGGACACCCUAUGAUUAGUUAGAACUCUGAGCAGAGGGGCUUUCUUUCAAUGCAUCUCAAAUGGCACCCUAUUCCCUAUGUAGCUCAAUAGGCUCUGGUCAAAAGUAGAGCACAAUAUGGGGAAUAGGGUACAAUUUGGGAUCCCAACAUUUCUCUUUGCGGCUGGUGAAAUACUGAAGUUGAGGUUUCAACAAGUUCAUUGUCUGCCUUGUCACCACACACACAACCACUCACACACACACUCACUUUCUCUCGCCCACGAGCACACACACAGAGGAGAUUUUUUCUAUGGCCUGUUGAGAACAAAAAGAAAUUGGAAAACACUUAAUGGCAGAGCAAUUUAACAUGAAAAGAUCUGCGUUUCAAAUGGCACCCUCAUUCCCUUUAUAGUCGACUUCUUCUGACCAGGGCCCAUAGGACUCUGGUCAAAAGUAGUGCACUAUAGGGAAUAGGGUGCUGUUUGGGACUGACAUUGCUUUGUUGUGAUGUAUGUAAUGAAUAAAACCAUUUUGUGAGGAAAUUGUGCUUAAUUGUGCUGUGCAUUGAAAUGAUCAGAUGUUAAUAGAACAGUAAGUCAAUUAAAUCUACUGUUUCCCCUCUUCAGGAUAAAACAUGAGAACAUUGUGGCUUUGGAUGACAUCUAUGAGAGCCCCAACCACCUAUACCUCAUCAUGCAGUUGUGAGUACAGUACCUCAACCACCAUUUUGUCUGUCUGGCUGUGUCUUGUAUGUGUCUGUCUGUCUUUCUGAUAAUGUAGAAACGGUGUUCAUAUUUCUACAAGAGGUGUCAGUACUCGCGCAGUAGAAAAUAAUAUGUGCCGGUACUCUGUAUCAGUGUGUACACUGGUCCAAAUCAAUCACUGUGAUAAUGUAUCAUGUUUUGCUGCAGUAAGCAUUCAAGUGCUAUCGAGGUGCAUUUGGCCUUGGCUAUUAGAAAGCAACCUGUAUGGAUAUUAGCAUUCCCCAAGAGUUGCUUCUAUGUUUCCUUUAUGCGUCAUUGUUGUUUUAACACUGUAGCAAACACAGUCUGGCGAAAGACUAAUAAAAAGUUUCCCAGACAAAGAUUUUGCCUCGCCCUUGACUAAAAAGCAUGAUCAAUGGAGAAUCUCUAUUGAUAUAGCCUUUUAAUUCAGGACUAGGAUGAAGUGUCUGAAACCUUUGAAGGAAAAGAUAAAGCUGCACACUCUAGCUCCGAUGCAAUCAUUUAUUCACCAACAUUUCGACAGCAAGCUUCAUUAGGGUUACAUGUGUUUUAAGUAUCUGGGAAACCAGCUCUAAGUGAGGGGUAGGUUAAUUCAGUCCUCAGAUUAUCUGGAGGAAAGCUGUUUGACUGCAUCAUAAAGGGUUAGGGUUGUGGUUGAGGCUAGGGUUGAACCAGGACAUGGACAUGAAGCCAGGGGUAUAGUUGGGUUGUGGUUGAGGCUAGGGUUGAACCAUGAUCUGGACAUGAAGCUAGCGUUAGGGUUGUGGUUGAGGCUAGGGUUGAACCAGGAUCUGGACAUGAAGCCAGGGUUGGGGUAAGGGUUAGGGUUGAAGUUGAACCAAGAUCUAGACCUGAAGCUAGGGUUACGGUUGGGUUAGAUUGACUAAACCUCUGUCUCUGUCUCAGGGUGUCUGGUGGUGAGUUGUUUGAUCGCAUCGUAGAGAAGGGUUUCUACACAGAGAUGGACGCCAGCAGGCUCAUUAAACAGGUGCUUGACGCUGUCAACUACCUCCACGCUAUGGGCAUCGUACACAGAGACCUCAAGGUACUGAGUGAGACACACACACACAGCUCAAUGAUCUUAUUUCCCAAUAUUGAUUGUUUUAUUUUCUCAGCCAGAGAACCUGCUUUACUACAACCCCCAUGAUGAGGCGAAGAUCAUGAUCAGUGACUUUGGUCUGUCUAAGAUGGAGGGGACAGGAGACGUGAUGGCCACUGCCUGUGGGACGCCAGGAUAUGUGGGUGAGGCUGUUCUCUCUAGUAGUAGUAUUUUAUUAGGAUCCCUAUUAGCUACUGCUAAAGCAGUAGCUACUCUUCCUGGGGUCCUCACAAAACAUAAACAUGACAUAAUACAUAACAUGAAUAGACAAGUACAUCACAAAGACAAAACUACAUAAAUGCAAAAAAAGUAUACACGCUUUCAUACAUUUCUGCCUUCAUAGAUUCAUAGAUGCUACUGAAUGCAAGUGCAAUACACAAAAAAGGAAAUGGAAAUGCAAUAACAAGGAGGUGCGUUGCAAAUAGGAUGACACGUCACUAAAUUCCCCUGACGUGAAUAUAGCAACCUUGUUUCUAUAGUUACCGCCCGUAAUGGGUAUCCUGGAGUAAAGUAUAGACUUUUUACGGUUACCACACACAAUGGGUUUCCUGUGGUAAGAUGUAAUCUCUUAAACUUGUAGACCUUUUUUUAUAGUUACCACCCGCUAUGGGUUUCAUUAGGUAAAAUGCAACAUUCAUGAACAUGAAAUAACCAGGCCUUGAAUCUUAAGCCUUGAUACAGUUUAUCGACCUUAACGGGUUAGUUGAGAUAUAAUUCAACGUGUUACAGUACAACCUGCUAUGGGUUUCAUUAGGUAAAAUGGAAGGAAGACCAGCCAUGAUGACAUAAGGAAGUCUGCAGUAGAGACCCAACCUUGACAUAACCUAAACGUAUCUCUACCUCUGGGUUAACCUAAACAUAAUUCACCUUCUGACCGGGGGAAACCUCACCCAAACAAAAUGAUUAGGAGUUUAGUAGAUACAGUGGUGAAGUAGUGGGUGGUUGCUGAAAAGCCCUCCAUAAGAACAUAUGGCAACAGAGCUUCGGCUCUCCCUUACUUCUAUUAUGUCCUUGUCUACUUGGGGGUUAAUGUGGAAGAAUCCUUAUGUCCUAUCCACACCAGUAUGUUUGGAACGUACUUUGAUAGUGUCAGUUCAAGCUCAACACAGGGAUUGUUAUGCAAGGCCUCAAUGUUCUAAAUCUCCCUCUGAACCUUAUGUUGUUCCCCACAGCCCCAGAGGUUCUGGCUCAGAAGCCCUACAGCAAAGCAGUGGACUGCUGGUCUAUCGGAGUCAUCGCUUACAUUCUGUAAGUACCUCAUAACAUAGUACCUCAGUGGGGCUGGAAACAACCGGAUGCAUCCGGUUUUCAGGGGACAUGCAAAGAGAGAGCCCGUGACACGACUUCCCCUUUUGACGUUAAAAAGGCGACACUCCAUCUUAAAUCCUCCUCCACAUUUACUGGAUUGGUUGAACAGUGCAGAAGAGAACCUCCCCGACAGUUUAUUUUUUCUCUCGUCAGGACCAGACAGAAAGAAACGCUGCUCAGUCAUUUAUUUUACGCCUGCUAUGUUAGGUUAGUAACCGACCAUAACAUAUGGUUGUUUGAUGUAAUAUCAGAGUGAAUAGUUGAGCUCCUGAUUAUAGAUAUUGUGCAUUGAUUUUAUGGUUAUUGAGGGUGGAUGGUAGUUUGGCUAUCCAUAUGUAACAGGUCACACUUUAAGCAAAGUAUAUAACUUAUAACAUUCACUCAAAUGAUUUGGGAAUCAUUUGUAUAACCUUUAUAAAAGUGUGACCAUGUAACACAUUAUCUUUGGUGCUGUACAGAUCUGUUGUAUUAUAUUCUUCUAAAAGCAGCCCUGACAAAUGCAUCUACAUUAAGCUUCCAAAUCAAUUAACUGUAGUCAAACUGCUCGAUAGUGACCCAAUACUCGUUAGAUGUGAAUGCUGUUAAGGUAAUCAGGUGGAAUAGUUUCAAAAAUAAGAAAGUUGUUGCAGUGCAUUGUGGUUAAUGAGAGAACGUGUAGACACUAAUGUGAUACAAAAUCCCAAUGAUGUUGAUACUAGAUUCAAUUGGCCUACUCAUUUAGAAAUAGCUGUCAUUUUGACAUAUUUGUCAGAAUUAAACAUCCAGUAACAUUAUCAUGACAAACCAUAAUGUUUACUGUAUCAUUUCUCUAACUAGCAACUUUGCAUUAUUACUUUGCAUAACGGGGAUAAUCUAAACUCUUUGCCAAAGGGAAUAAAAAUGGCCAGAAAUCCAAAUGACACUCACACAGAGCAUAUACAGUGUCUUCAGAAACUAUUCACACCCCUUGACUUGUUCCACAUUUUGUUGUGUUGCAGCCUGAAUUUAAAGUUGAUUACAUUCAUAUUUUGUGUCAAUGGCCUAGACACAAUACCCCAUAAUGUCAAAGUGAAAUUUAGAUAUUUUUACAAAUUAAUGAAAAGCUGAAAUGUCUUGAGUCAAUAAGUAUUCAACCCCUUUGUUAUGCAAGCCUAAAUACGUUCAGGAGUAAAAAUGUGUUUAAAAAGUCACAUAAGUUGCAUGGACUCUGUGUGCAGAAAUAGUGUUUAACGUGAUUUUUGAAUGACUACCGUAUCUCUGUACCACACACAUACAAUUAUCUGUAAGGUCCCUCAGUCGAGCAGUGAAUUUCAGACACAAAGACCAGAGAGGUUUUCCAAUACCUCACAAAGAAGGGCACCUAUUGGUAGGUGGGUAAAAAAAAAGCAGACAUUGAAUAUCCCUUUGAAUAUGGUGAAGUUAUUAAUUACACUUUGGAUGGUGUAUCAAUACACCCAGUCACUACAAACGAUACAUGCGUCCUUCCUAACUCAGUUGCCGGAGAGGAAGGAAACCGCUCAGGGAUUUCACCAUGAGGCUAAUGGUGACUUUAAAACAGUUACAGAGUUUAAUGGCUGAGGAUGGAGCAACAACAUUGUAGUUACACCACAAUACUAACUUAAUUGACAGUGAAAAGAAGGAAGCCUGUACAGAAUAACAAAUAUUCCAAAACAUGCAUCCUGUUUGUUAUAAAGCAUUAAAGUAAAACUGCAGCAAAGAAAUGAACUUUAUGUCCUGAAUACAAAGCGUUAUGUUUUGGCAAAUCCAACACGUCACUGAGUACCACUCUUCAUAUUUUCAAGCAUGGUGGUGGCUGCAUCAUGCUAUGGGUAUGCUUGUCAUCGGCAAGGACUAGGGAGUUUUUUAGGAGAAAAAGAAAAAUGGAAUAGAUAUAAGCACAGGCAAAAUUCUAGAAAACCUGGUUGUCUGCUUUCCAAUAGACACUGGGAGACAAAUUCACCUUUCAGCAGGACAAUAACCUAAAACACAAAGCCAAAUAUACACUGGAGUUGCUUAUCAAGACGACAUUGAGUGUUCUUGAGUGGCUUAGUUACAGUUUUGACCUAAAUUGGCUUGAAAAUGGCUGUCUAGCAAUGAUCAACAACGAACUUGACAGAGCUUAAAGAAUUGUUUUAAGAAUUAUGUGAAAAUAUUGUACAGUCUCUUAGAGACUUACCCAGAAAGACUCACAGCUGUAAUCACUGCCGAAGGUGACUCUAACAUGUAUUGGCUACAAGGUGUGAACAGUUAUGUAAAUGAGAAGGAAACAAAUAUUUAAUCCAUUUUGAAUUCAGGCUGUAACACAACACAAUGUGGAAUAAGUCCAGGGUAUGAAUACUUUCUGAAGGCACUGUAUAUUGAUAUGUUAUCAUCUGUCCCCUAGGUUGUGUGGUUACCCUCCAUUCUAUGACGAGAAUGACUCUAAGUUGUUUGAGCAGAUACUCAAGGCAGACUAUGAGUUUGAUGCACCCUAUUGGGAUGAUAUAUCGGAUUCAGGUGAGUUGUGUGUGUUUGCAUCUGUACGCAUGUGUGCAUGUGUGUGUACACAUUUUACAUUUUAGUCAUUUAGCAGACACUCUUACCCAGAGCUACUUAAACUAGUGAGUGCAUACAUUUUCAUACUUUUCCGUACUUGUCCCCUGUGGGAAUUGAACCCACCACAUUGGCGUUGCAAGUGCCAUGUGGGAUCCAGUACCAUAAGUCCUUACAAGAAAAGUAAACCAACUAAAAUUCAGAGAAGUGAGGACAGUUUGCCGGUCCUCACUUGUAAAAUGGCGAUUUUAGGGUUAGGUUAAGGGGUUAGGGAAAAUAAGAUUUUGAAUGAGAAUCAAUUGUUGGUCCCCAAAAACUCCUCAGAAGUAUAGUAAGAUAUAGCUGGGCUUGUAUGUGUAUGUGUGUGCACAUAUACAAUUGUUUGUGUGUAAUGCUAUCUUGAAUUAAUGGUACAUGGUAUACAGCCCCAUGAGUGAGAUUGUGUGUAUCUUCCUCUGUUCCACAUACAGCCAAAGAGUUCAUCAGCUCUCUGAUGGAGAAGGAUCCAGAGAAGAGAUUCACCUGUGACCAGGCUCUAGCCCACCCCUGGUGAGUGUCUGAUUACCACCAUACUUACUGAGCACCGUCAUACAGCUGCUGAUCCCAAUUCACUCCAUACCCCUUUCUCUUGGCCCUAACCCUUUGAUGUUUGCAGAUCUGAAGGGUCUGGGUAGGUAGAGUCCGUGUAGUGAUAAAGCCUCCUCAUAUCUCUUCCAUAUUACAGAUCUGUAAACAUCAAAGUGUUAGGAACAAUGGGAAGGGGUGGUAAGUGAAUUGGGACCGCACAAUCAAAGGGAACAUUGCACCGUGGUGAAAGCUGACGUAGAUAGAGGAUGUCUGGGUGACGCAGGUGUUACUUAGAGCAGUGCCAUGCGUGUCCUCCCACUGUCAUCUGUCACCAUGACUCCCUCCCCGCCUCCUAAACUCUCUGCUCUGCUGGUCUGAGACUGGGAGAGAGAGACUGGGAGAGAGAGACUGGGAGAGAGAGACUGGGAGAGAGAGACAGAGACACACAUAGAGAGACAGAGACACACACACACACAGAGAGAGACAGACACACACACACACAGAGAGAGACAGACACACACACACACACAGAGAGAGAGAGAGACACACACACACACAGAGAGAGAGAGAGACACAGAGAGAGAGAGACACAGAGAGACACACACACACACACACACACACAGAGAGAGACACACACACACAGAGAGAGACACACACACACACACACAGAGAGAAACAGACACACACAGAGAGAGACAGACACACACAGAGACAGACACACACACACACACACACAGAAAGAGACACACAGACACACACACACACACACACACACACACACACACACACACAGAAAGAGACACACACAGACAAACACAGAGAGAGACACACAAACACACAGAGACACACACACAAACACACAGAGAGACACACACACACAGAGAGAGAGAGAGACACACACACACACACACACACACACACACACACACAGAGAGACACACACACACAGAGAGAGAGACACAUACACAGAGACACGCACACAAGUGAAUUGGAACCACGCAAUCAAAGGGAUCAAUGCACCAUGGUGAAGCUGACGCAAAUAGAGGAUAUCUGGGUGACGCAGGUGUUACUUAGAGCAGACAAACACAGACACACACAGAGGGAGACACACACACACACAGAGAGAGAGAGACACACACACACAGAGAGAGACACACACACACAUACACACAGAGAGAGACACACACACCCACAGAGAGAGACACACACAGAGAGAGAGAGACACACAAACACACAGAGAGAGAGACACACACAGAGACACGCACACAAGUGAAUUGGAACCACACUAUCAAAGAGACACACACACACAGAGAGGGACACAGAGACACACACAGAGACAGAGACCGGGUGAGAUGGAUGGAGAUAGAGAGAGGCAGAGGGAGAGAGAGUGGAAUUAGAGGAGGGAGAGAAAUCUUCUCAAUAAAUGGCUGCCAAUUAGAAGGCUGCAUCCUGAAGGAUGCUUGGAGAAUGCUGAGGCAGUGGGUGUCCCAAAUGGCACCCUAUUCCCUAUAAAAUCCACUACUUUUGACCAGAACCAUAUGGGCCCUGGUCAGAAUGUUUACACUAUAUAGGGAAUGGGGAGCCAUUUGGGAAGCAGAGGCGCUAAUGAACAAUUAGCAUGUCUCUCCCAGGCCUGGGCCAGACCUAACAUUAGUCUGUGAUCUGGGAAUCUGUUCAGUGGACAUCAAAGCCUUGUUCCAACUGCAGGCCUUUAUGCUUUAUGCAGUUUUUCAAAUCCGUUUUGGAAUACUGACUGUCCAAACAGCAAGUUACAAGUGACCAAAAUCAGAUUUGUGUGUGUUCAGACAGCAGUCAUUUGCUGACAUGGCUAGGCUAGUUGUCAUAGUAAUGACGGGUGUGUGAGCAGUGGUGUAGGCUGAUUGGUGGUGCUUGUGCUUCCUAUCACUCAGAGUUCAUGUAGCAAGCUAAGGUGACAACAAUGCCUGCCAUGGAUGUUUCCCAGUUGCUUUGAAUGUUCAAAAUCAUAGUGUAAGAACACUUUGUAAGCCUCAAAGGAUAAGAUGGUCCAACUUUCAAAACGAGUCCUUUUGGCUAGCCACAGCAGUCAACUAGCUCAUAACUAGCUAGCUAGGUAGCUGUUUAGCUUUCUAGCACAUUCACUCAUUUGUUUGUAAACAAUUAACAAGCUAGUUAGCUACCACAUGUUUUUGUCAAACUGUCAACACAGUAGCUAGUAAGCAACAAGAUAUGCCAAAUAACAGUCUAUAAACUUGAGGGCAAAUACAUCAGAUUUGACCAUUCAGACAAGUCUCAUGACCAGGAAUCAGAUUUGUAUCUGGUUUAAAACCACUUACGGAAUGUCGCUUGAAAUAUCCGAUUCCAUGUGCUUUUUGGCUGUUCAGACUGCAGGAAAAUAACAGAUUUGAAUCGGAUAUGCAAAAAAAUUGAUUUGAGUCACUUCAAACUGCGAUGUGAACAGUACUCAAGUGGUGGGGCUGCCAUUUAGCUACAAAAGAAAUCCCAGAUUGUAGCUUUAAUGAAAGAGACAAUAUGUGGGUGAUUGGCUUGGCUUUGGAGUAGAAUAUGAACAGGACUGUUAGGCAUCUAGUAAUGGGCGUAUUGCAUCUUACUUAUUGCCUCUUGUUUGGACAUCUUAGGCCAAUUGCAACCAUCGAAAGCCACCAGGUUAUUACCAGCUGAUGUCUCAUUAAACCAUCAAUACGUGCUAAAAUCACGCACACAGCUGAUCUCAACUGCAACCAACAUUGGCCAGCGAUUUACGACUCCCGAAUGGGGAUGUCGAGAUUGUCUUUUAGUCUUGAUUACAUUUAAGACAAUUUUGCCCUCUGGUUGGUAUUAUCAUUGGAACAACUUAGUCCUACUUUAUGAGCAGACUAAGGGUGAUUUAUAUAUUUGACAAUCAUUUCGUACAACUGAAAUAAAGCAUUUCCUCAUUUACCACAGCAAAUCUACUGUGGCAGAUUACCCGACACGGAAAACUAAUGUUGACGGUGUAGCCUACUCAUUAUUUUAUUUGUUUCAAAUUUAUAUAGUCCAUUAAAUACAACAGUCUUUAAAAGAAAAUUGUCUAAUAUGGUAAUUUCUUAUCAAGAUUGGGGGUAAAAUAUCCCUGGAUAGUCCUUAUUUGAAAUGUGUAACUAAAUCGUGAUUGAGUUUUAUCAAAGGAAAAUGUAGUCUAAAGUUAUUUCGAAUGGCAUAUAUUAUAAUGUUUUGCCAUUUAAGGUGAAACGUUUGAUUGAAAUAUAGGCCUACUACUUCUGUAUUCUUAUACUCAAAUAAGUAUUUUAACAUUAAUCAGCCUUACUGUUUCUGAUGCUCCUGGUAGGUCGAUAUUUCAAAUAGAGAAUCUAGACCAGCUGUCUGGUAUCAUAAUCACUUGAUACGGUAACAAUGAGAGAUCAACUGAUCUGCUGGUUUAUCCUUGUGGGUUUUUCGUUGCAAUCAAGCUUAGUUUAGCCCGCAGGUGCAUGUAAUCUCAUGUUACUAGCGUUUUAAGAAAUCUAGCGGUAACCUGCAGGAGCAGGUUAAAUUAUGCCUGUCCGUUGCAAUCUAGCCAUUCUGUCUUGGGCCUAUUGUGGCUUGAUAGAGUUUAUACAGACUCACAAUGGGUGGUUGUAACAGGUGGGUAUUAUAUAACGUGAGACAGGUCAGUACACAUCCAACACCUUGGAGCUGGUGAUAGAUACCCAGGCCAGGAAUUUUAACCAUGUAAAAAGAAAAACAUCUGCACACUACAUGUUCUUUAUCAAUACUUUUUAACCAAUAAACAGACUUUGUAUUUCAGGAUUGCUGGGGACACAGCUCUCUGCAAGAACAUCCAUGAAUCAGUCAGUCGGCAGAUGAGGAAAAAUUUUGCCAAAAGCAAAUGGAGGGUGGGUAUCCAAUUUACUCUUCUCUCUUUUUCCUUUUUUUAUUAUUAUUUUUUUGUCCUGCCACCCCCUGUGGCCCAUCCCACAUGAUAUUUGAUUAUAAAAACACAUUAAUAUUAAACACCCAAGCAUGCAAAAAGUACUAAUUUACCAAGUACACAUUUUAAAUUGUGUCCAACAUAAACAUCGUCGCUAGUUCUAAUCCCCGGGCCGACUAGGUGAAAAAUCUGUCGAUGUGCCCUUGAGCAAGGCACUUAACCCUAAUUGCUCCUGUAAGUCGCUCUGGAUAAGAGCGUCUGCUAAAUUACUAAAAUGUAAAUGUAAAUGUACUGUAAUUUAUUUGUCCUAUCUGUAUCCUGUCUAUUUUGCAUGCCUGCUCUCCUCUCGCUAUCUCUCCUUACCUGCCUCCUCUCCCUCCUUUUCUCUCUCUGUUUCCUCCACAGCAAGCGUUUAACGCCACGGCAGUGAUUCGUCAUAUGAGGCGCUUGCAGCUGGGCAGUAGUCUGAACAGUAGCUUUGGCAGCAGUAUGGACCAACAGGGACCCGAACUCUAUGCUGGCCAAGAGCAUGUCUGUAGACUGUGCCACCCUCUCACGCAAAGACGGUGACUGAAUGACGCCUUUACGUUACUUUACCGAUUUACUAUUUAGUCUAGUAUUUUGGAUUUAUCAAGCCUAUCUAACUUUUUCAUCUAUUGGUUCCAUUGACUUAUGUUGUAGUGCAAUUCCAUAUUCAGGAAGGAUUAUUUACUCCAAUUCUGUUGCAGUAAUUGUUUUCUAUUAACUGUAGACUUCAGUGAUUCUAGUGCUUUAGUCUUGAUGUUGCUCUUCUCCCCUCAGGUCCUCCACGACCUCUGCCUACUCUGCCUCCUCUGCCUCCCUCCCCUGCAGCCUGCAGCGCCCCUGCCAGCUUCGGAGUGGAACCACAGGCAGAACCACAGGUUGUGGCUCCAGCUGCAGCGGUGGAACCACCCCGGCCACGCCCCUCCACAGUCACCACCAUCCACAUGGGGACUAAAUGACGUCUGGUUCCGCGGGAGGUCAGCUGGGAGACCACAGAGCUUUGAGUUGGGAUUCCAAUUCAGCCCCUCAGAAUUCCAGAAUUUCUCUCCUAGUCUGCCCAUCCCGCCCAUUAUCAGCUGUUAGGAUUGAGAACUUGAGGACCCCUUCUAUUUAACAUGGCUCAGCACUUACUGCAUUCUCAGGGCAGCACUCUGUCUGUACCCAACCACAGGAAGUGUUUUCAGAGAUGUGAAAUAGAAUUGUGAGAGCUGACAGGAUUUCCUAUUCUAUCUAACAGACAAUCAUAUCUGUUCUACACGAUACAUUCCUAUUUGAACAUUCUGCUUCCUAACAGGC